This is a messenger RNA of Strongylus vulgaris, 666 nucleotides long. NCBI's taxonomy places the organism in Eukaryota, Metazoa, Nematoda, Chromadorea, Rhabditida, Strongylidae. The record is from the annotation of a GenBank genome assembly.
AUGAAUGUUACAGAUAGAAUGGCUUUCAAUAAGGAAGGAAUGGACUACGACAAGCAUAAGGCUCUCAUCAGAGAGUUUAUCGACACAUAUUACGGAACGGAUGAAAAUGGGCAAAAGGUAUUCUAUUACCGUGAGGACAUCCAACGAAUCGCUGAACGUGAACAAGUCGCUCUUUAUGUCAAUCUCGAUGAUAUCAAUCGAUUCGAUGAGUCUCUGGCUGCUUUGAUAGAAGGAAAUGCUAGACGAUUUCAUCAGAUUUUCAACGAAGUGAUAGAUGAAAUGGUGCAGGAAGUACUGGGAGAUCGUCAGCCUCCUAUCCGUGACGCGCUUGACGCAUUCAUUUUCCAAAGAGUUUACAUGGAUGACCAGUCAAAGAUCAAUGAUGGGUAUCUUGGGGGAACGAUUCAGGAGGCUCGCAAAAAAUAUCCUCCUCAGUUGUUGAGACGUUUCGAAGUAAUCUUCAAAAACCGUGAUGCCAUGAAGCCUGUGGCAGUUCGUGACAUAAAGGCAAGUUGUGUUGGUAAGCUCGUCACAGUUAGUGGAAUAGUGAUCCGUGCUACGGAGGUCAAACCCAUUGUCGAAGUUAUGACUUACGCUUGCGAUACUUGUGGAGCUGAAAUUUAUCAACCAGUGAGUUCUCAGUUUCAUUGUUACCCAAGAAGAUAA